Molecule: messenger RNA, 1903 nt
Organism: Synchiropus splendidus (mandarinfish)
Lineage: Eukaryota; Metazoa; Chordata; Actinopteri; Syngnathiformes; Callionymidae
Gene: cct6a
Product: chaperonin containing TCP1, subunit 6A (zeta 1)
Exons: 13
Coding region: 78-1673 (531 amino acids)
Biological process (GO): protein folding
Cellular component (GO): chaperonin-containing T-complex
Molecular function (GO): ATP-dependent protein folding chaperone; ATP binding; ATP hydrolysis activity
Source: RefSeq, a predicted model, not a curated record
UCUUUCCGAGAGCGUCGCGAGCAGAGCGCUUCCCUUCCGGCGGUACUUGAGUCUUCUACCCGGCUGGUUGCGUCGCCAUGGCUGCCUUGAAAGAUCUGAACCCGAAAGCUGAGGUGGCCCGGGCCCAGGCCGCGCUGGCCGUCAACAUCAGCGCCGCUCGGGGGCUCCAGGAUGUGCUGAAGAGCAACCUGGGACCGAAGGGGACCAUGAAAAUGCUGGUUUCUGGUGCCGGAGACAUCAAGCUGACCAAAGAUGGCAACGUCCUGUUACACGAGAUGCAAAUUCAGCACCCGACAGCGUCACUGAUCGCCAAGGUGGCGACGGCGCAGGAUGACAUCACAGGAGACGGAACAACGUCCAACGUGCUCAUCAUCGGUGAACUGCUGAAGCAGGCCGACCUCUACGUGUCUGAGGGUCUUCAUCCACGAAUCGUGGCCGAGGGAUUUCAAGCAGCGAAAGAGAAAGCUCUGGCUGUUCUGGAGGAAGUGAAGGUGACUCAGAAGAUGGACAGAGAGACCCUCAUAAAUGUUGCACGCACGUCUCUGAGGACCAAGGUCCACGAAGAUCUGGCAGAUCUGCUCACUGAGGCCGUGGUCGAUGCUGUGCUGACCAUCUCGAAGCCAAACGAGCCCAUCGACCUGUACAUGGUUGAGAUCAUGGAGAUGAAGCACAAGACUGACUGCGACACACAGCUGAUCAGAGGCCUGGUUUUGGACCACGGCGCCCGGCACCCGGACAUGAAGAAGCGCGUGGAGGACGCCUACGUGCUGACCUGCAAUGUCUCACUGGAGUACGAGAAGACGGAGGUGAACUCUGGCUUCUUCUACAAGAGUGCAGACGAGAGAGAGAAGUUUGUGGCGGCUGAGAGGAAGUUCAUCGAGGACCGUGUUCAGAGGAUCAUUGCUCUGAAGAACAAAGUCUGUCCCAAUGGGGAGAAGGGCUUCGUUGUCAUUAACCAGAAGGGCAUCGAUCCGUACUCUCUGGAUGCUCUGGCUAAAGAAGGUAUUGUAGCCCUGCGCCGGGCCAAGAGGAGAAACAUGGAGAGACUCACUCUGGCCUGUGGCGGCACUGCCAUGAACUCGGUGGACGACCUGACGCCUGACUGCUUGGGACACGCCGGCCUGGUCUACGAACACACUCUGGGAGAAGAGAAGUACACGUUCAUCGAGAAGUGUGAAAACCCUCUGUCGGUGACGCUGCUCAUAAAGGGACCCAACAAACACACGCUGGUGCAGAUCAAAGACGCCAUCAGAGACGGCCUGUGCGCAGUCAAGAACGCCAUCGAGGACGGCUGCAUCGUGCCCGGCGCUGGUGCGCUGGAGGUGGCGGUGGCUGACGCCCUGGUCAAACACAAGAACAGCGUGAAAGGCAAAGCUCUGCUCGGCGUCCAGGCCUUCGCCGAUGCUCUCCUCAUCAUCCCCAAGAUUCUGGCCCAGAACUCUGGGUAUGACGCCCAGGAGACCCUGCUGAAGCUGCAGACGGAGUACAGAGAGUCCGGGCAGCUGGUUGGAGUGGACCUGAGCACGGGGGAGCCCAUGGUGGCAGCAGAGGCCGGCGUGUGGGACAACUACAGCGUCAAGAAGCAGCUUUUCCACUCAUGCACGGCGAUCGCCAGCAACAUCCUGUUGGUGGACGAGAUCAUGCGAGCUGGGAUGUCUUCACUCAGGGCUUGAGGCUCUGAAUGAACCUGUAGCUGUCUGUUCAACUAGAAGAUUGAAAUCACGUCCCCCGGUUCGACACCCAAGUCUGUAAAGGAAACAACUGCCCCGGCGUCUCCAUGUCGUCCUCCCAACGCGGCUCCAAUAAAUGACUUUAUUUAUGUACUUUCUUCAAAGCACUGACUCCUGACACUCGAUUUAGUUUCUGCCCAUUAAAGGUUUUCUUGACGCCAAAGCUGUUCUCG